UGAAGAGUACGAACACAAUGAAACCGAUUGUUUUAAGGCACUCUCUUAACACAAUCACUUCUCAAAAUCUCUCUCUCUCUCUCUCCCUCUUUAUCUCUAUUCACCAGAGAGAAGUGCUGCAUGCAAAGCCUUCUUCACUCUCUUCAAACGCUUUGUCUGCAAUAACAGGAAGAAAAAAAAUGUCACUCUUUCACACAUAAGUGGCAUCCACUCUAGAGUUCUAAGAUGGGUCUGCUUAGAGUUUUACGUUUGUGUAUACUCUGUUUGGUUUUGUUACUACUGUGUUCAUUCACCAAAUGUGGUGGUUCAGAUGUUUCUGUGAAAUUCUUAAAGGCCCCUCAUGCAUUCUCUCACUUGAACUCAGCAACAUUUGCUUUUGAAGUUCUUAAUUGCUCAAACUGCAGUCUCAGUUGCAAGGUGGAUGAUGGGAUCGCAUCAGUUUGUACAAAUAGAAAAGUUACUUACUCAAGCUUGCGUGAUGGAAAUCAUACUUUUGAAGUCUGCACCAAUGGGCACCAAGGACUUGGAUGUGCUAACUACAACUGGACUGUUGAUACAAUUCGCCCAACAGCAUAUGUUACUGCCCCAACAUCUUUCACAAGUUCUUUAAAUGUUUCAGUAAAUAUAACUUUCAGUGAACCCUGUAUAGGUGGAGGAGGUUUUGGAUGCAAGUCUGUGAAUGCCUGUAAUCUUCUUGUCUAUGGAGCUGGCCAGGUUAUACCAUCUUCCUUAAGCAUUUUGCAGCCAAACCUCAUGUAUUCUCUUCUCGUUAGUUUGUCCUCUACAGUUCAAUAUGGCAGGGCAAUCCUUGUAAUGGAUAAGAAUUUCUGCACUGACAUUGCUGGUAACAACUUUACAAGAAUGCCAAAUUCAAGUGUUUACAUACAUUUUGACAGAAGAAAGGUUUAUGUAAACCUCAGGACUCCUGUAACUGAAAAGCUACUUCAACUUGGGAGUGAAACUAGAACAGUACAGGCAACUAAUGACUAUAACAAGCUAAAGGUGUAUUUGUACUUCUCAGCUCCAGUUCUGAAUUCAUCCUCAGAAAUUAUGAAUUCUCUCAAAAUUAGUCAGGGUUCACUUCUUCCAACUAGUGCAGAAAGUCAUGGAAAUCGGAGAUUUGGAUUCAUGAUUGCUAAUAUCUCCUCUACUGCUAUAAUCUCAGUUGACUUCAAUUCGGAGUCUAUAAUAAGCAGACAAGGGACUCAAGUUUCUCCAAUUGCACCAGUUACUUUCCUUUAUGAUUCUAGGAGACCUGCUGUGAUGUUGAGUACAUAUAGCAUGAGGACAAGAGAACACAAUAUCCAGAUAUUAAUCAAAUUUGUGAAGCCUGUUUUUGGCUUCAAUAGCUCUUGCAUAUCAAUUUCAGGGGGUUUAUUAAAAAGCUUCCAUGAAAUAAAGAGGAGCACAUACGUUGUUGAGCUACAAGCAAAUGAUGAUCUAGUAUUUGUUAGUGUUCCUGAGAAUGUAACUAGUGAUGUUGCUGGAAACAAAAAUCUGGCUUCCAAUGUUCUACAAGUGAGGCACUACUCUGUACCUGUGAUUUCUUCUGUGGUUUCUGCAUUUACAACUGCUUCUUUUGUGCUGACAUCGAUUGCUGCGGGACUGCUUACUAUCGCAACUGCAAGCCUUCAAUCUGUUGGUACAUUUAUGAGAUCCUCCUCUUUCUUGAUCGUUGAUCCAGCAAGGAAUCUUUUUAGAAUUAUGUGCCAUAUUCAGGUCUUUGCACUAUCUAGAUGGUUAGCAGUUAAGCUGCCUGUUGAGUUUUUUGAAUUUGCUAGACAUUUGCAAUGGACCAUACCCUAUUUUUCUGUGCCAUGGGAAGAUGGAAAUAUGAACAUGUUCAUGGUAGGCACUAGUCCUUUUGGGAGCUCUAAUUCCUUCACCAAAGCUUCAGCAACAAUCACAAACACACUGUUUGACAAGAGUUUGAGUUUCACCGCUUCAGUGUAUGGAUCCCCUCUUACUUCUUCAGAGUACCAGCAAUAUUUUGAGAGCCAAUAUAUGACACCAGAAGCUGAAUAUAUUUUGGAUUCACAACAUUCUAGUGGAUUGAUUGUUUUUUCUUAUAGAUGGACAGAUUUUUAUAGAAGCAUGUUUUGGUUAGUUGUGAUCUGUGGCGGAUUGAUGGUUCUGCAUGCUUUUCUCCUCAUUAUCCUGAAAUUUGGGAAGAGAAAUUCUGAGAAGCAUAGAAUAUAUGGAGCACUCACAUUCCCAAGAUUUGAGAUAUUUCUUUUAUUUCUUGCACUACCUAGUAUUUGCAAGGCCUCUGCUGUCCUUAUUAGAGGGGGAGCUCCUUCAGCAAUGGCAGUUGGCAUUCUUCUGCUGGUUUUUGUGUUCAUUAUGCUUCUAGCAUUGUUCUUGUUCCUCUCGGUUGGAAUUACAUAUGGGAGAUUGCUUCAGUACAAGGAAGUUCAUCAAGAAGGUGAGACAUUUCACUGGUAUCAAGAGCUUGUGAGAGUAACUUUGGGACCAGGUAAAAGAGGCCAGUGGACAUGGAUAGAACAACCUAAAUCUGUUUAUCUAACUAUCUUUGGCCCUCUAUUUGAAGAUUUAAGAGGUCCUCCUAAGUACAUGCUUUCACAAAUAUCUGGUGGCAAUCUUCCAAGUCAAAGUGGAAGCAUCAUUGCCUCUGAUGAUGAAACAGAAGAUGCAGAAGCACCUUUUAUCCAAAAGCUGUUUGGGAUUCUUAGAAUAUACUAUGUGCUUCUUGAAUCCAUAAGGCGGGUUUCGUUGGGAAUUUUGGCUGGUAUCUUCAUUCAGAGUCAAUCUUCUCAGAGUCCAGUAAUUAUUAUGCUGUCAAUAUCCUCUUUUCAGCUAUUUUUCGUUGUGCUAAAGAAACCCUUUAUAAAGAAAAAGGUUCAGUUAGUUGAGAUUAUCUCACUCACCUGUGAAGUUGCUUUAUUUGCUACUUGUUUAGUGCUCUUGAAGAAGGAGGAUCUUUCUGUGAGAACUGAGACUAAAUUUGGGAUUUUUAUGCUUGUGCUGUUCCUAGUGGGGUAUUGUUCUCAGGUUACUAAUGAAUGGCAUGCUUUAUAUGUACAAACGAGGCUGCUAGACCCUGAGGAGAAGUCACUCUUAACAGGUUUGAAAAUUGCUUCCAUUGGUUUUCUUCUUUAUUUCAUCCCUAAAAAAUGCAUCAAAAACUUGGAAAAGAGGUUACCACAAAAUGGACAUGGAAAUGAAGAAACUCGAGAUACAUCUUUGGGAUGUGAUCAGUACCGGCGCUCAGGCAGCAGAAACUCAGGUACACCUGAGCAACUAUGGGUGAAACAGUUGAGGGAACUUGCAAAGGCUAGCUUUGGUAGGGAGAGAAGUUCAGCUCCAACUGAUCCUUCCACUAGUGGCACUACUAGAUGGAGUGGGUUUUGGGGAACCAAAAGGAGUGGGAGCUCUUCUUCUGAUUCCAAGUCAAAACCAAAUACAUUGUACGAAGAUUUGGAAGCCAUUUUUGCAUCCAAGUGAAAGUCAUACAAAAAACGUAGUUAGAGUUUUAUGUAAAUAAAACAAUGGGAAUUAUAUAUCUCCUGUAACGCCUCGUCUGCAGCCGGUUAAUUAACAUUUAUAUGAUAGUAAGCGUAACAUGCUCCACUUAAUUAAUGUGGAGCUAACUAAAUAAAUUUUCUCCUUUUCUUUAUGUAUUGCAAACCUUUUCACUUCCAUGGCCAAAAUAAA
Molecule: messenger RNA, 3675 nt
Organism: Gastrolobium bilobum
Lineage: Eukaryota; Viridiplantae; Streptophyta; Magnoliopsida; Fabales; Fabaceae
Exons: 13
Coding region: 226-3465 (1079 amino acids)
Source: RefSeq, a predicted model, not a curated record